GUGAAGUCACAGACAUGUGGAUUUUAGUACCCAUCCUGAUAACAAUCUCUGCGUCAUUUUAUUUGUAUUCAAAAUGGAAAUUCUCGUAUUGGCGAAGAAAGGGAUUUGCCUAUAUAGAACCAGAAUUCAUUUUCGGAAACACAAAACAAUUUUUUAGAAACCAAGUUUCGUAUGGUGCACUGUUUGAUGAGUUCUAUAGAAAAUUCAAGUCAAUGGGACUCAAGUACGGCGGAGUAUAUAACUUCUUCAAGCCAAUUCUGAUAGUGACAGAUCUGAAUCUAAUAAAAGACCUCCUACAGAAGGAUUUCGAGUAUUUUCCCAAUCGUGGGUUUUAUGUGGACGAAGAAAAUGACCCGUUGGCCGGAAAUUUGUUCUGUUUGGAAGAUGAAAAAUGGAAGGCACUCAGAGUUAAACUGAAUCCAACUUUUUCAUCAGGGAAAGUGAAAAUGAUGCACCAAAUUAUAUUAGAAUGCACAACAGAUCUACUCGAUAUGCUCCAAACCAAUUCGGCACAAGGAAAUCCUGUUAACGUAAGAGAAGCAAUGAUGUGUUUCACAACUAACGUCAUAGGUUCUGUGGCUUUUGGAAUUAAGUGCAACACCUUCAAGGAUCCAAAUUCGGAGUUCGCCAAGUUCAGCCAGACAAUGAUCAAACUCAAUUUCAGAAAUAUCCUAAAAAUGUUUAUAAUACCUGAGUAUGUUCCAAAAUGGUUUUUGAAAAAAGUUGGUUUUCGUGUGAUACCCAAAUCCUUAGAGAAUUUUUACAAGAACUUGGUCACAAGUACGAUCGACUAUAGAGAAAAGAAUAACAUUCACAGAAAUGACUUUCUGCAUUUCCUACUGCAGUUGAAGAAUUUGGGAAAAGUCACAGAUGAUGGCACUCUCUGCAAGGACCCAAGUGCCAAAUCUCUGUUGACCGUGAAUGAAAUCGUAGCUCAAUGUUACAUUUUUUUUCUAGCGGGGUCAGAAACUUCAGCUACUACUAUUAGUUCUGCACUUUUGGAACUGGCUGUCAAUCACGAUAUCCAGGAGAAGGCCAGACAUGAAAUAAGGGAAGUGUUGAAGAAACACAAUGGAGAAGUGACGUAUGAAGCCUUGGGUGACAUGACCUACUUGGAUCUAAUCAUGAUGGAAACUCUACGUAAACAUUCCCCAGCUGCUAAAUUGCUGAGGAAGUGUGGUAAACCUUAUACAAUACCUGGUAGCAACUGCGUAAUAGAGGCUGGCACUUCAUUGAUCAUUCCUGUAUAUUCCAUACAGAGAGAUCCAGAUAUUUACCCUGACCCAGAACAAUUUGACCCAGAAAGAUUCACUUCAGAAAACAAAUCUAAGAGACAUCCUUGUAGUUUUCUGUCCUUCGGAGAUGAAACUCUACGUAAACAUUCCCCAGCUGCUAAAUUGCUGAGGAAGUGUGGUAAACCUUAUACAAUACCUGGUAGCAACUGCGUAAUAGAGGCUGGCACUUCAUUGAUCAUUCCUGUAUAUUCCAUACAGAGAGAUCCAGAUAUUUACCCUGACCCAGAACAAUUUGACCCAGAAAGAUUCACUUCAGAAAACAAAUCUAAGAGACAUCCUUGUAGUUUUCUGUCCUUCGGAGAUGGACCAAGAUAUUGCAUAGGUAUGAGAAUGGGAAAACUACAAAUAAAAAUUGGUCUGGCUGAAAUCCUCAAGAAUUUCAAAGUAUUUCUCAACGAAAGAACAUCUUAUCCAAUAGAAUACGAGAGCACUCUAGUAAGCUCUGUACCAAAAGGAGGUAUUUGGCUCAAUCUGGAAAAAAUAGAAAAAUACUAGUUUCAGUGAAUUAUGUUGUAAAAGCAAUUGAAAAAAUUUUAAUGUAUAGGGUGGAUCAUCGAUUUUAUCGCAAGAAAACUGUCAAAAGGGUGAACUUCUCGCAAGAAUCCAAAAAACACGUUAAGUAGGACAAGUUUUGACCCUUGAGCGGAGGUGGCAAUCUCCUUUUGUUUCAAUUGGGACUGCGGGUCGGGU
Leptinotarsa decemlineata (Colorado potato beetle) is the source of this 1985-nucleotide messenger RNA. RefSeq names its product probable cytochrome P450 6a14. Gene Ontology annotation, molecular function: heme binding; oxidoreductase activity, acting on paired donors, with incorporation or reduction of molecular oxygen; iron ion binding. The record is from RefSeq and is a predicted model, not a curated record. Lineage: Eukaryota; Metazoa; Arthropoda; Insecta; Coleoptera; Chrysomelidae.